AUGGCGGCAUCCUUUGAUGCUUGUAUUAAUACUACCACCUCGAUAGAUAGUGAAUUACAGACAUCAAUAUCGACAGAAGAUAUUACUACUCAAAGCUCAAUAUUGUCUUCUGAGAUAUAUACUCAGAUCAACACUGAAGCUCAGUGUAUUGUGUCUGAAACGCAAACGGAUGAAUCAUCAUUCAAUUCAACUACAAAUUGCAAUAAACCUAUCGCUUUAACAGAGGGAACCACUCGAGUUAUAUCAUCAAAUUUCAAUGAACGAGUUAUUCACAUCGAUGAGCUCACCCAGACUAACACUGCCGUUGAAUUUAAUGUAUCAGAUACGCAAAUUUCAAUUGUCGUCCAUGCAAAGAUUGCUACACGGAACUCUCUAUUAUCAUGCGAACAAUGUACACAAACCAACGAAUUAUCUACAGUUAAUGAGUCUGUUACCCAAACAGAUGAAUCGACAUUAAAUAUCGUAUGUACAGAGACUGGUACACAGAGUUCUAUGUUAUCAAGCGAACAAUGUACACAAACCAACGAAUUAUCUACAGUUAAUGAGUCUGUUACCCAAACAGAUGAAUCGACAUUAAAUGUCGUAUACACAGAGACCGGUAUACAGAGUUCUGUGUUAUCAAGCGAACAAUGUACACAAAUCAACUAUAUUGCCGAGGGAAUCGAGUGCAUCACCCAAACAGAUGAAUCGACAUUAAAUGUCGUAUACACAGAGACCGGUACACAGAGUUCUGUGUUAUCAAGCGAACAAUGUACACAGCUCAACUCCAUUGCAGAAAUAAUUGAGUCUGUUACGCAAAUGAAUGAAUUACCUUUGGAUUUAACUGUAAAUUACAAGUCUACAGGGACUCAGUGUUCUUUAUUGUCAUCUGUUAAAAGUUCUCUUUUGGAAACUGUAGAUGUCCUUGAAAAAAGCGAAGUGCAAACUUGUUACAAUAAUCAGGUUUAUAGACCAAAAAUUUAUAGUCUGCGGUGGGAUUUACCUGAACGAAAGCUAAUAAUUAAUCUAGUCUAUGCUUUCAAAGUGCUUCGUUUUUCAAAAGAUUAUUUUUAUAUGGCAAAUGUUAAUGAUAAGCAUGAAAUGAGUAUUUUAAAAAAUAAAAUGAAUCUGUUUUACACUCUAAAUGAUACAGAUAUACAAUUCUAUAAACCACAAUAUAAUGAGCUUUGUGCCAUUACAUACGGUAACGGUAAAUGGUUUAGGGGUAUUUGUGACCUGGUCGAAAAUGAAGUCGAUGUGGAUGAUGUUUAUAAUGUUUAUUUACUUGAUUUAGGGAAACAUGUAAAAGUAAAAUCUGGUAACAUCCGUAAAUUACAGCCGGCCUUUAUGAAAUAUGCACCCCUGGCAAUUAAAUUUUUUUUAUUAAGUUUCAAGUUCAAUGUUGAGAGACAGAAUACUUUGUNAUUUCAAGUUUAA
Daktulosphaira vitifoliae (grape phylloxera) is the source of this 1416-nucleotide messenger RNA. RefSeq lists its product as uncharacterized. NCBI's taxonomy places the organism in Eukaryota, Metazoa, Arthropoda, Insecta, Hemiptera, Phylloxeridae. The record is from RefSeq and is a predicted model, not a curated record. The transcript has 5 exons. The coding region runs from base 1 to 1416 and encodes 471 amino acids.